Molecule: messenger RNA, 2055 nt
Organism: Cantharellus anzutake
Lineage: Eukaryota; Fungi; Basidiomycota; Agaricomycetes; Cantharellales; Hydnaceae
Product: Alpha/Beta hydrolase protein
Exons: 8
Coding region: 72-1835 (587 amino acids)
Biological process (GO): lipid metabolic process
Source: RefSeq, a predicted model, not a curated record
AUUUAUACUGUGCAGACGAAAUGGUUGUCCGGUGUCCCUCCCCCCAUCAGACAUAGUUGCGCGACUGGACGAUGGCCACUGAUUUGGAACAGACGGGGUUUCCCCAGGCAGUGCAGGACGUCGAAAGUGUCAUCCAGGACCCAUCCGUUGACAACUUUCGGAAAGAACUCAAGGAGGCUCGGCACAAAGAAAUCGUCGCAUUGACGAGUGUCUUUGGCACUGUAUCUGCGAGGUUCCCUAGUACUUUCUUUUCCCCCAUCCCUGCGUAUGCAAGGUAUUUGUGGGCGACUUGGACAAACAUCGCCUACGUCGCGUCGACCCUCGAGACCCCAUUCCUGGACUGGUUAACUUUGACGCUCACCGCACUUCUUACAUCCACCUUUCUUGGGUGGGCUCUCCUCUGGUGUCAAUUCGCCUCUCUGCCCCCCGUACAAUGGAUCUACUGGUUAUGGUCUGAAAAGUUCGGUGGAGAUCUUGGCCUCGUAAACUAUCUUACACCAAAUCUCUUCAAGACUCUACUCCCAGAACAAAUAGCUGCCGCUGAUGAUUCUCUUUCUGUCCCUUCCGAGUCGCAUGCGCCAACUGGCAGCACUGAUCCUGUCAUUCGCGAGUUCAACCUCGACAUCGCCAAACUCCUCGUUCAAAUCUCCGCGAUCGUCUACGAGCGGAAGAGCGAUGCCAUCUACGAGACAGUCGAAAAAACCGCAAAAUCGCACGGCGACAAAUCCAAAUUGAAGGUUGGCGCAAACGUUCAGCAAUUCCGGGAUGCCCUUACCUCGGCCUUUACGGACGAUACCCUCAUUCGCGAUGUCGCCAAGUUGGGGAAACUUGGAUUCAACAAGCAUCAAUGGGGUACAGAUGUUAUCGGGGACUUCUGCAAAAAGACUGGGCUUUCAUAUGUGCCAGUUAGCGAAUUGAACUCUUCAACAAGUGCCUUCUGCUCUUUCUUCUGGAAAACUGGCGGAAAUUGGAUUGUUGUUGCAUUCAAAGGCACUGGCCCCACUGACUACCCCGAUUACGUCGCCGACCUGACCACACGAAUGGUACAUGUGGACGAGUUCCUUCCUACAUUCAGUCAAGUCAUCAAAGGGUUUAAAGACCGGAUUUGGCCGAGCAAACUGCAAAGCAUCUUGGAAAUAGAAGGGAGGAAACGAUCUUGGGAACAGAUUCGUAAGAUGUUGAUAUUACUUGCUAAUGAUCUGGUCAAGCAGCAACCUGCGGGUGAGAAGAUCAACGUGUGGUUCACUGGACAUUCCCUCGGUUGUGCACUGGCUGGCCUUGCUUACACCCGCUCAAUCAGCUCUUCGGAGGACUUUGCUGGCUCUCCGAUUGUGGUCCGUGAUGCAUACGUGUUUGGUGCACCUGUUAUAGGCAACCGUCCCACGUCGCAACGGUUCAAUGUCGUCAUCUCAAAAGGAGAGGAGGUGAAGACUCUGUGGAGAGUCACAAAUCACAACGAUAUCGUCGCAACAGGUCUUCCUCAACUCGGUGAUAACCCGGACUUGGAGCUCACUACAACAAACCCUUUGGGGUUCGCUCAUAUCGGCGCAGAGAUCAAGAUGCUGGAUUACCCUACUCCCUCUCAGUUCGCUGGUACACUCUACAAUCGCAACUCUGUUGUGAGGGUUACGAGUAAAUUCAGCGCAGAAGAUUUGAAGGAACAGCGAGAACGUCAGCUUGCAGUGCACCCCGACUGGAAGCGGAGGGUUGGGUUGGGCAAUUUUGUCCAGAAGAUUCCGUUGGCUGGGAGACUCUUUGCCCAUCUAGCAGGGCUUUACUGGAAUCAGCUGGCUGUUAUGGCACCUGUUCAAUGUAUUUGGGUGAAGGGCUACUAGAAAAAAAAUGACGUCCCCGGAUGAUCGGUUGCUCCAGAGCUUUUUUUGCUGAUGAUCGCUAGAUACAUGGUUGUUUGCGUGUUUUGAAUUCCUCAUGGCCAUUUUCUGCAAUGGGAUAUGCGUUCGAUGCCGUAGCUGUACAUCUCAAUUCCCGCUACUCCGUAGCGCCCUGUCUAUUAGUGUUAUGGCAUAUUCCAUUGCUUCCCAACCACAGACCCGU